Molecule: messenger RNA, 1379 nt
Organism: Daktulosphaira vitifoliae (grape phylloxera)
Lineage: Eukaryota; Metazoa; Arthropoda; Insecta; Hemiptera; Phylloxeridae
Gene: Hs2st
Product: heparin sulfate O-sulfotransferase
Exons: 8
Coding region: 249-1295 (348 amino acids)
Cellular component (GO): membrane
Molecular function (GO): heparan sulfate 2-sulfotransferase activity
Source: RefSeq, a predicted model, not a curated record
UAAAAAGCUAAAGCUUAAGCAGAAUUUAUAAAGAAAUUAAUUUUAUUUAUUUAUUUUUCUUAUAAAUUAAUGAUACUUACUCUUAUUUAUUUAAUAGAACAUUAAAACUUUUAAUCUUGUUGAAACUUGAAAGAUAUAAUAGAGGAACAUAUUCUAAUACAUUAAGGCAAGAUGUAAUAUUGUUGGUAAUUUUCUUUACAUAAAAAAGAUACUUCAAUGUACUUUUGGUUAAAGACUAGAAUGAAAUAAUGUUUUCUAGAAUUCAUCAUUACAAUAUUGUAGUUUUAAUUGGAUUCAUUAUUUGUUUAUAUUAUAUCUACCAUUUAGAAUAUAAACUUCAGUAUACUUUAGCUAAACAAAGUUUAUCAGGUUAUAAUAAAGAAAAAAUUAAAAUAGCAGAAGACUUAUACUUCAAACAACAAGAUAAAGAAGUUAUUGUUAUAUAUAAUAGGGUACCAAAAACAGGAUCUACUAGUUUUGUUAAUGUAGCAUAUGAUUUGUAUAAAAAAAAUGCUUUCCAUGUAAUUCAUGUAAACAUAACUGGGAAUGCUCAUGUUUUACCCAUAGAUGAACAAAUACGAUUCAUAAGAAAUACAACUAUGUGGAAUGAAAGAAAACCUGCAUUAUACCAUGGUCAUUUUGGUUUUAUAGAUUUUCAUAAGUAUGGUACAUCACAGCCACCUUUUUAUAUUAAUAUAAUCCGUAAACCCAUGGACCGUUUAAUUUCAUACUAUUACUUUCUACGUUAUGGUGAUAAUUACAGACCACAUUUAAUAAGAAAAAAACAUGGAGAUAAAAUAACUUUUGAUGAAUGUGUAAAUCAAAGAGGAACUGACUGCCAUCCAAACCUUUUAUGGUUACAAAUACCGUUUCUAUGUGGACAAUCAGCUAGAUGUUGGAUUCCUGGGAAUACUUGGGCCUUGGAAGAAGCUAAACGAAAUGUUGUAUCAAAGUAUAUGAUUGUAGGUGUUACUGAACAUUUAUUAGAUUUUAUUGAGGUUUUAGAAGCUGCUUUACCUAAUAUGUUUCAAAAUGCCUCCAUGCAUUUUAAACACAGUUCUAAAUCACAUUUAAGAAAAACUGUGAAAAAAUUUAAACCUUCAGCUCACACUAUCAACAUUUUUAAAAAUUCAACAAUUUGGCAAAUGGAAAAUGAUUUAUACAAUUUUGUAUAUGAACAUUUUCAGUUCAUCAAACAGCAUACUUUACCAAAUACAUUAAAAGGUUCAUCCAAAUUUCGGUAUGAAAAAAUUUAUCCUAAAUCAAACUGGCUGUUAUUUAAAAAUUUAGACUAAUUCGUAAUUAUGAAUUAGUUAAAUUAAUAUAAUUUUUCUAUAAAAAGAAGUCAUUAAAUUUUAUAUUAUAUUGUAAAUAUUUAA